UUGAGGCUUCUUGGGGGGGGGGAGGAAAAGGGUAGGUGGCUGGGUGACUGAGCCUCUCCCAGGCCACCCCUUCCCCCCCGAACUGUUAGCGGGAUUGACAGAGCCGGAGACCUCCUAUCCCCAGGGGGGAGGCGCGGAAGAAGCGAUCCUGCGUUCUCCUUCGCAGCCCUUGAAAGUCGAUUUUGCUGCUUGCUCUCCUGCGGACGCCAAGGCACGGCUAUGCGCGUGGGAAGCCCGAGCUCCGCGGAUCUAAGGAGCCAGCUGCUAUCAUGACUGAUGGCGAGAGGAGAGCUUCCUUCCAGCCACUGUCCAGGGAUGAAGUGCGGGUCCCCAUAGCGUCUGGCCAAGCCCCCAGCCAGGUCCCCCAAUCUGGAGAGGAGAAAGAUGAGGAUACCUUCAGUGCUUGCAAGUCCAUCCAGGACAGUUUGGCCUCGGCAGAUUCGUCCACCCGGGAUCCAACCCAUGAGGGAGACAACCAGGUCCCCUACCCUGCGCUGGCCUCCACCGUCUUCUUCUGCUUCAGCCAGACUACGCGACCACGCAGCUGGUGCCUCAAACUGGUCUGUAGUCCUUGGUUCGAGCACGUCAGCAUGCUGGUCAUCCUCUUGAACUGCGUCACCCUCGGGAUGUUCCAGCCAUGUCAGGACAUCAAGUGCCAGACAGAAAGGUGCACAAUCUUGGAGGCAUUUGAUCACUUCAUCUUCGCCUUCUUUGCUGUGGAGAUGGUUAUCAAGAUGGUCGCCCUGGGGAUCUUUGGCCACAAAUGUUACCUAGGAGACACCUGGAACCGCCUCGACUUCUUCAUUGUCAUUGCUGGCAUGAUGGAAUAUUCUCUGGAUGGACAUAAUGUCAGCCUUUCAGCCAUCCGGACUGUGCGGGUUCUCAGGCCGUUACGAGCCAUUAACAGGGUGCCAAGUAUGCGCAUUCUUGUCACCCUGCUCCUAGACACUCUGCCUAUGUUAGGCAACGUUCUCCUCUUGUGUUUUUUUGUCUUUUUCAUCUUCGGCAUCGUGGGUGUCCAGCUCUGGGCUGGGCUGCUGAGGAACAGGUGUUUCCUAGAUUCCCACAUUCAAAGGACACACAACCUGACUUUCCUGCAUAAAUACUACAGGCCGGAAGAGGGGGAGGAGAACCCGUUCAUCUGUUCCUCCCUCAGGGAUAACGGCAUGCAGAAGUGCUCCAGCAUCCCAAACCGGAAGGAGUACAAGAUGGACUGUACUUUAACCGCGGACGCUUACAAUCCGCAUUUGGACUCACUAGACUUGGGCAGUCGCAACGCCUGCAUAAACUGGAACCAAUAUUACAAUGCUUGCAGGACGGGGGACUUAAACCCGCACAAUGGAGCUAUUAAUUUUGAUAAUAUUGGCUAUGCUUGGAUAGCUAUUUUUCAGGUUAUAACCCUGGAAGGAUGGGUUGACAUCAUGUAUUAUGUUAUGGACGCACAUUCUUUUUACAAUUUUAUAUAUUUUAUACUACUUAUAAUAGUUGGUUCUUUCUUCAUGAUUAACCUGUGCCUGGUUGUGAUAGCAACACAGUUUUCUGAAACCAAACAGCGGGAGAACCAGCUGAUGCAAGAGCAGCGAGCCCGCUACCUCUCUAAUGACAGCACAAUUGCCAGCUUCUCCGAGCCGGGAAGCUGCUAUGAAGAGCUCCUCAAAUACAUUUGCCACAUUUUCAGGAAAGUCAAACGGCGGACCUUGCGCCUGUACAACAACUGGCAGAGCAAGCGUCGGAAAAAAGUCAACCCCAACAGUGGUGGAGACAAUGGUCAGGGCCAGCAGAGCGGCAAGCGACGCAUCACGUCCAUCCAUCACUUGAUCCACCACCACCAUCACCACCACCAUCACCACUACCACAUUGGCAACGGGAGCCCCCAAGGGCCAAGGUCCAACCCAGGGAUUUGUGACCUGGAGCUGGACGUCAUAAAGCCUGGAGGCCAACUGAUGCUUCCUCCACCUUCACCCAGCCAUCCAGGUGGUAGAGCUGCAGAUACGGAGUCCAUCCACAGUAUUUACCAUGCAGACUGCCACGUGGAAGGAACCUCAGUGAAAUGCAAGUCUUCCAGCAUUGCUGCAGGUAGCAAAGCUGCCAAUCGUGGCAGCAUGAACUACCCCACCAUCUUGCCUUCUCCGGCAAACAAAGCCAGUGUCCCUCCCUUGACCAAAGGGAAGAAAAACGAGGGCAGUGAGGUGACCUCUCCCAUGCCCAUGGUCAGCAGCCCAGCCCAUCUAAAUGCAGAUUGUUAUGGGAAGCUCCAUCAUCUGGUGGGAGAACGUGGCCUCUGCCGGACCUCCAGCAUUCUGUCUGGCCUGAACGUGCCAUGUCCCUUGCCUGGGCCUCAAGCCAACACUUUGAGCUGUGAGCUGCAAAACUGCCCAUUCUGUGCCAGCAUCCUUGAGGAUCCUGAGUUUGAGUUCAGCGAGGCAGACAGCUAUGAGUCAGGAGAGGACAACAAUGGGAUCUACGAGUUCACCCAGGAUGUAAAGCAUGGGGACUUCCGAGACCAGAUCCAGCAGCAGAGGAACAAGAAAAAGAAGAAAAGGAAACCAGCCAAGGAGAGGAACAAGCUAACCAAGGUCUGGAAGGCCUUUGGCAACAAGCUAAAACGGAUCGUGGAGAGCAAGUAUUUCAACCGUGGCAUCAUGAUCGCCAUCCUCAUCAACACGCUGAGCAUGGGCAUUGAGUAUCAUGAACAGCCGGAUGAGCUCACCAAUGCCCUGGAGAUUAGUAACAUUGUCUUCACCAGCAUGUUUGCUCUGGAGAUGCUGCUCAAGCUUUUGGCUUUUGGCAUCUGGGGAUACAUCAAGAACCCCUACAACAUUUUUGAUGGCAUCAUUGUUGUCAUCAGUGUCUGGGAGAUCAUUGGCCAGGCCGACGGGGGUCUUUCGGUGCUGAGGACCUUCCGUCUCCUCCGGGUCCUCAAGCUGGUGCGGUUCAUGCCGGCUCUCCGCCGGCAGUUGGUGGUUCUCAUGAAGACCAUGGACAACGUGGCCACCUUCUGCAUGCUGCUCAUGCUUUUUAUCUUCAUCUUCAGCAUCCUGGGUAUGCAUCUUUUUGGGUGCAAGUUCGGCUUAAGGACAGAGACAGGAGACACCCUGCCAGACCGAAAGAACUUUGAUUCCUUGCUGUGGGCAAUUGUCACCGUGUUUCAGAUCCUGACCCAGGAAGACUGGAAUGUGGUCCUCUACAACGGAAUGGCCUCCACCUCCUCCUGGGCUGCUCUCUACUUUGUGGCUCUGAUGACCUUUGGCAACUAUGUCCUCUUCAACCUCUUGGUCGCCAUCCUGGUGGAAGGUUUCCAAGCUGAGGGCGAUGCCAACAGAUCUGACACAGAUGAAGACAAAACAUCAACGAACUUUGAGGAAGAGUUUGAGAAGCUGAAGGAACUCCGUGCUUCUGAGAUGAAGAUGUAUUCGCUGGCCGUCACGCCCAACGGACACCUGGAGGGCAAGGGCAGCAUGCCCCCGCCCAUCAUCAUGCACACCGCAGCCACUCCCAUGCCCACCCCAAAGGGGUCUCCACACAUGGACUCGGCCUACCCUUUGGGGGACUCCAGGAGGGGCUGCAACGUUUCAGUGGACCCGCUCAGCUUUGACCAGAAAUCUUUGUCCAGCCUCCGCAGCUCCCCCUGUGCCAACUGGGGCAGCCGCCGCUCAAGCUGGAACAGCCUGGGCCGGGCCCCCAGCCUCAAGAAGAAGAGCCAGUGUGGCGAGCGGGAGUCCUUGCUCUCAGGGGAGGGCAAAGGCAGCACAGACGAUGAAGCCGAGGAGACCAAGCUUAGCACCCUCAGCCGCCGCCCCCUGCACCACCGGGCAGAGUCCCUGGACUGCCGGGGUGGCUUGGACCUGCCAGAACUCCUCCAGGUGCCCAGAGUGCACCCUCCGGUAGCCAUGCUGCCCCUCGAGUACCAGGACUGCAAUGGCAAGAUGCUGCAGGUGCCCAGCGAGCUCUACCUGCACCUGGACAGCCGCAAAGAGGAUCCCUUCGACUACGAUGAGAACAUGGAAGAUAGCUUCUGCUACAGAAUCCGCAAGAGCUUGGAGCCCUACAAGCCCAAAUGGUGCAAGAAUCAUGAGGACUGGUCCCUCUACUUGUUUUCCCCCCACAAUCGCCUCCGGGCCAACUGCCAGAAAGUCAUCACACACAAGAUGUUUGACCACGUGGUCCUGGUUUUCAUCUUCCUCAACUGCAUCACCAUCGCCUUGGAACGCCCAGACAUCGAUCCCAACAGCACGGAACGGAUAUUCUUGAGUGUCUCCAACUACAUCUUUACGGCCAUUUUUGUUGCUGAGAUGAUGGUUAAGGUUGUGGCUCUCGGCUUCUUCUCCGGGGAACACACCUACCUCCAGAGCAGCUGGAACGUCCUGGAUGGAAUCCUGGUCUUUGUGUCCAUCAUUGACAUCAUCGUUUCCAUGGCAUCAGCAGGCGGAGCCAAGAUUUUAGGGGUCCUACGAGUACUUCGGCUGCUACGCACCCUAAGACCUUUACGGGUCAUCAGCAGAGCUCCAGGUCUGAAACUCGUAGUUGAGACGCUGAUCUCUUCUCUCCGGCCUAUCGGCAACAUCGUCCUGAUCUGUUGUGCUUUCUUUAUCAUCUUUGGCAUUUUAGGAGUGCAGCUUUUUAAGGGCAAGUUCUACCACUGUGAGGGAGCUGAUAUCCGAAACAUCUCCACUAAGUCCGACUGCAGAAAAGCCCACUACAAAUGGGUCCGGCGGAAGUAUAACUUCGACAAUUUGGGACAGGCCCUGAUGUCCUUGUUCGUCCUCUCUUCCAAAGAUGGCUGGGUGAACAUCAUGUAUGAUGGAUUGGAUGCAGUGGGGAUUGACCAGCAGCCCAGCCGGAACCAUAACCUCUGGAUGCUUCUCUACUUCAUUUCCUUCCUCCUCAUCGUCAGCUUCUUUGUGCUCAACAUGUUCGUCGGGGUGGUGGUGGAGAACUUCCACAAGUGUCGGCAGCACCAGGAAGCCGAGGAGGCCCGGCGACGCGAAGAGAAACGGCUGCGGCGUCUGGAGAAAAAGCGCAGGAGUAAGGCGAUAUACAUGUCUGAAGCUCAACGACGGCCCUACUAUGCCGAUUAUUCACCUGCUCGAAAAUACAUCCACUCGCUCUGCACCAGCCAUUACCUGGACCUUUUCAUCACGUUUAUCAUUGGCGUCAAUGUCAUCACAAUGUCCAUGGAACACUUUGACCAACCCAAGUCUCUAGAAGAAGCCCUGAAAUAUUGCAACUACUUGUUCACCUUCGUCUUUGUGGUCGAAGCCAUCUUGAAACUGGUGGCCUUUGGCUUCCGGAGGUUCUUCAAGGACAGGUGGAACCAGCUGGAUCUGGCCAUCGUCCUGCUGUCCAUCAUGGGGAUUACUCUGGAGGAGAUAGAAAUGAACGCCGCGCUCCCCAUCAACCCCACCAUUAUCCGCAUCAUGAGGGUGCUCAGGAUUGCUAGAGUGCUGAAGCUACUGAAAAUGGCCACGGGGAUGCGGGCCUUGCUGGACACGGUGGUUCAAGCCCUUCCCCAGGUGGGGAACCUCGGCCUGCUAUUUAUGCUUCUUUUUUUCAUCUACGCUGCUCUGGGGGUAGAAUUAUUUGGGAAGUUAGACUGCAGUGAGGAGAAUCCUUGUGAAGGCCUAAGUCGGCAUGCUACCUUCAACAACUUUGGAAUGGCCUUCCUCACGCUCUUUAGGGUAUCAACAGGGGACAACUGGAAUGGGAUCAUGAAGGACACUCUCCGGGAAUGUCACAAGGAUGACAAGCACUGCCUCAGCUAUCUGCCUCUCAUCUCCCCUAUUUACUUCGUCACCUUCGUCCUCAUCGCCCAGUUCGUCCUGGUCAACGUGGUGGUGGCCGUCCUGAUGAAGCACUUAGAGGAAAGCAACAAGGAGGCGAAGGAAGAUGCUGAGAUGGAUGCCGAAAUUGAGCUGGAGAUGUCCAGAGGGGUCGGCACGCCAGAAAGGACCAUGGAUGGGAGACAGACCUCUUCCAAGGGGGGUUCACCCGUGCUGGUGAAGCAUAAAGCCAUGGGAGCUUCUGCUGCUGCCGUCGGCAUUCGGGAGCCCCAGAACCUUCUGACUCUUCGCAAGAUCUCAGUGGCAAGGAUGCAUUCGCUGCCCAACGACAGUUACAUGUUCCGUCCUGUGAUGCCCGCCAAGCUUCCUUUCCCGCUCCAUGAAGGGGAGCUAGAAGCCUUCUCCUACAAGUCACCUCGAGGGUCCAUCACGUCCAUCCGUUCUCAGCCACUGGUCACUUCUUCAUCUCUGAGGAUCCCACAGUUGGCCUUCCGCCCCACAACACCCCCUCCUAGCCACAACAUGGGAGCUCCAUGGAAGCUUCUACCCCCUCACCCUGCCCCUCGCACCCCCAGUUUCAACAGACUGCUGUGUAGACAGGAGGCCGUCCGGAAAGACUCGUUGGAUAGCUCAGCUGUGGAGUCAAAGCAGUGUGUCCAGGCUGAGAUGCGUGAAAACCCACCCCUGAAAAAGUUGUCCCACAGUAUUUUGGGGGCCCCUCAGCCUCCCCCGGCCCCCACAUCCCUCCCAGGCAGUCCUCCCCUUCCCCACCCCUCCCCUUCUCACCCUUCAAGCAUCCACACCCACAAGGACACCUUCAGCCAGCACAACAUCUCAAAUAGGAGGUCCACCCACGGUAGCCUCCUAGACACCUCCCUCUUUGAGUCCUCCGAUCUGGCAGACGAAGAGGUCCGCCACAUCAACAGCUCUGCACGGGAUUGGAGGGCACAGCUGGAGAGCCAGGACUGCUCUGACUCCCCUUUUGCCUCUCCGGCGCCAUCCCCUGUCCCCUUCAGGAACUGCAGCACAACCAGCUUGACGAUGGGGAAGGGCAAGGAGAAGGACCUGAAGAAGUUCUACAGCGUGGACACCCGGGGGUUCUUGGCCAAGCCGCUGUGGGCCGAUGACCAGCGACGGCACUCCAUUGAGAUCUGCCCCUCGGUCGACCACAGGGCUCAUGGCUUCACAGACACUUCUGAAAGGAGGAGGCUGCCUCUCCAGGUCCAGUUGGAGUCCGAGUACCUGCACGGCCUCCGGAGGAAGAAGAAAAUGAGCCCCCCCUGCAUUUCUAUUGACCCUCCCAUGGAGGAAGAAAGCAGCACCACCACAACACGCACCAAGGCCUCUGAGAACAGCCUGCUGAGGCGGAGAACGCCCUCUUGCGAAUCCACAGCCUACAGGGACACCUUGGAGCUGGCUGAGGGUCAGCCUGGAGAACCAGCCUGCAAGGCAGACCGCUGGGCACCCCCAGCCUGCCGAGGGGAGCACUUAACCAUCCCAAGCUUCUCCUAUGAACCGAUGGACCCCGGUUCCAUGGGUGAGCCCUGCAAACGCCUCUUGGAGAGUAGCCAAGCUUCAGACCGUUCUGUGGAUUCCACCCCGGAGGGUCCAGAGCUGCAGCCAACAGACCCUUUGGAGACUCACAGCAACCCCUCUGAGACAAACCAAGAAGAACUUGGGGGGGCGAGGAAGUGUCCCCUCCCACAGUACGGACAGGUUCCAGGGACCCCAACCACCACAGAAGAGGUUGUGGACGAGCCGGUAUAGCUUCCAAGGGGGGUGGUCUUUGGUGAACUUUAAGGGCUUUGCCACCACAUGUGGCUUCGGAGAGGAGAACAGGUUGGAAAGCCGCCCUCUCCAUGGUUGAUGCUUACCCCCCCCCCAAAACCCGUGGUUUCUCCUCGCUGCGAAGGUCCGGUUGCUUUAGAAACAGAACCAAAGUCCCAGAGAAACUCAAAGCGUCCCAAGAGUUUCGGGGGUAACCGGAAGGAAUCAGAUUUCCUUCCCGCCCAGCACAAGGAGAAGCUGUUCCAGUGUUCCUCUUCCUCCCUCUUCCUCCCCCUCCCCCUCACCCAGUGUGGCCUCGGACCCCUCGAUGGGGGUUGUAGACCUUUCUUUUAUCUUUUUUAAAGGCAACCCGUGGCUGGGUCAGAAAAACCUCUUUUCUGGCUUUUUUUUCCGAAAGGGCACCUUUUCUUAUUGCACGAAAAGCGGUCGCGGGAAGCGCACGUGACCAGGCAGAAGCGAGUUGUAUAUUGUUCUGUAUAUCAGCAGUUACUAUAAAUAGAAAACCAUGUAUUUGAGAUUUUUUUAAAAAAAGAAAUGAAAGAAACACACACCACAGGCAGACACACCUUGACACACACGCCCAUAAAAGCCCCCAAGGAAGUCCUUCAUCAAAUGCAGAGUUUUGCAGAAAACCCGCCCAUCAGGAGGAGCCCAGAGAUGUCAGAGGCGCUGAGCGCCCUUAACUCAACCAAGUCACUCCAUCGUGUGCCACAACCACAGUCCAUUCUGAAGACCAGUGAAUUCGCUCUUCGUGUCCAUUUUUCCGUCCCUAGGAGCGAGGGCAUCCCAGCUUGGCAAUUUUAAGACCUAUGACUUCAACUCCCAGAAUUGCACAGUCCCCAGGUUUUAAAGUGGUCAAAGUUGGAGGGACCCUAACCCUACCAAUUCCAGCUGGAUUAGGCUUCCCAUAGGAGGGUGAAUCGAUUCAUUUAAUUUCAUGUGUGCGUUCACAUCUGACCCUCAGUGGAGUGAUGUCCUCGUGGAUUCGAUGCAGACACUUCACCAUAUUCACUGUCCUCUUUCGGUUUGGCUCCAUCCCCUCAUUCUCCUUCGCUGCCCCCCACUUCAUGCCUUGCCAACUUUCUUCUGGUCCUCCUUGCUCCAGAAAAUGGGGGGGGGGAAUACCAAAACCACUACUGAAUUGUAGCCAGUGCAAUAACAAUUAAGUUAUUAAUUCUUCUUAUGGGUAAAAGAAUCUCUCUUUUUUAUGACGAUUAUGAAUAAUAAUUAUAAUAAUAAUAUUUUACAUAUACUCAAGCGAUGUUGUAUUUUCCCCCUUCCCCCCCCUCUGUUUUCCUAUGGAAUUCAGGUGAAAUGUUGCAAUAAUCCGAACUUUAAAAGUGCACAAUGAAAACUAAAGAAGGAAAUUUCCAAAGUCAGCAGGAAAAGAGGGAAAAAAAACCAAAUAAAUAGUAAAUUAUUUAAAAGUUUCAAUUUUGUUUGUGGCGUGCAGGGGUCAAUUAAAUCCUAAAGAGCUCCAAU
This is a messenger RNA of Crotalus tigris (Tiger rattlesnake), 9050 nucleotides long. RefSeq names its product calcium voltage-gated channel subunit alpha1 H (gene CACNA1H). Lineage: Eukaryota; Metazoa; Chordata; Lepidosauria; Squamata; Viperidae. The transcript is spliced from 35 exons. Gene Ontology annotation, molecular function: voltage-gated sodium channel activity; low voltage-gated calcium channel activity. Gene Ontology annotation, biological process: neuronal action potential; positive regulation of calcium ion-dependent exocytosis; calcium ion import. The coding region runs from base 270 to 7547 and encodes 2425 amino acids. Gene Ontology annotation, cellular component: voltage-gated sodium channel complex; neuron projection; voltage-gated calcium channel complex. The record is from RefSeq and is a predicted model, not a curated record.